Molecule: messenger RNA, 702 nt
Organism: Acanthoscelides obtectus
Lineage: Eukaryota; Metazoa; Arthropoda; Insecta; Coleoptera; Chrysomelidae
Source: the annotation of a GenBank genome assembly
AUGGCCAUGUACAAUCUCUAUCCUUUCCGGAUAAGGAUAUUUCUGAUCAAAGGAAUAUUGCAUCUAGCUGUAGGAGAGGCCCUAGAGCUAUCUGAGCAAUAUACAGGAAGCGGGACUCCUGACAUAGUGACACUCAGACACCCAAAUACAGGAGAAGCAGCUGUGUUCUUAUUUUCUCCUGCAAACAAUUCUGUCCAAGAAGUUCUUACUUUUAAUGAAGGGAAGAGAUCAUGGUUCAUUGAUGAAACAGUUAAAAGUGAUGGCAAGAUGCAUCUGUCUACCCCUAUUGAUCCAAUAUUUUUAGGCCAUUCCAUUAGAUCAACUUUAAGAGAUGAAGAAUUUCCAGAAACUGAAAGACUACUCAAUCUAGUGGGUGAUGAAGAGUUAAAUGCAUUUAAAUAUAAUGAAGAAAGGACAUUGAUGUGGUUGAAGAAAAAAAUUGAAAGGGUGGCAGAGAUACUGAAGCAAAGAAGAACAUUCAUGUUGGUGGUGGUGCAGCAGUUUCUGCUACAUUUGUCAAAAGAAGAAAAUAGCAAUUCUACUAGUGCAAGGAUGGGAUCAAACGUACUAGAUUUGAGUAAACCAGGGGCCCCGCCGUACCCACCUCAAACCCAGUCCCCAGCACCAUCGACAAAGGAGAAGGCUCGAGCGAAAGCAGCCAGUGGAUCAAAGAGUAUCACCUCCUUUUUCAAAAAGUCGUAA